AUGUAUAAUGCCGUAGCAGAGAAUGUCCUUGGGACUAUUGGUACGAUAUUAUGGUGCAUUCAAUUAGUGCCUCAGAUAAUUCGGAAUUAUUACGUGAAAGAUUGUGAAGGUGUACCUAGUGUGAUGAUGUUUCUAUGGGCUCUUAGCGGUGUUCCAUUUUCUAUAUAUUUCUUUGGCACUGAUGGGUCGAUACCACUCAGAGUACAACCACAACUAUUCACUCUUUGCUGUGUGAUUACUUGGAUACAAACAUUAUAUUAUCCGCCGGUGCAAUGUGGACUAAGGAAGGUGAUCAUUUACGCUAGUACGUUUAUUAUAAUAGCGGCCGGAGCUGAAGUCGGAUUCAUAUUGUGGUUACGUCCAAUUUACCGGGAAGGAAAGGAAUGGCCCUUGCUAAUAAUUGGUAUAAUUGCAGCGCUAUUGAUUGCACUAGGGCUUAUUCCUCCAUAUUUCGAAUUGGCCAAACGUCGAGGACGAGUAAUCGGCAUAAAUUUCGUGUUCGUAAGCAUGGAUUCACUUGGAGCCAUAUUUUCUUUGGUAAGCAUUGUGGUGGGCACAAUGGACAUAUUGAGUAUUGUACUCUAUGCUAUUGUAAUUGCAUUGGAAUUUGGCAUAUUUGCUAGUCAUACCAUAUGGUAUAUUAGAUUUGGGAAGAAAGAAAAAGCAAAGGAGAACAAUCAAGAACGGGACCACGAACAGGAACAGGAAGCGGAAUCUGCAUAUGAAAGCUCACAAGAAUACUCACAAGAACACUUACAAGAACACUCAAAAGAACACUCACAAGAACACUCAAAAGAACACUCACAAGAACACUCACAAGAACAUGAAAACAGCCUAAACAAAAUGGUAGAGAUUCAAGCUCAGAUAUCAAGAAGUGACAAAUCUGAAUAUGAAUACAACGAAAAAUAUAAUAAUUAUGAUAUAUAG
Debaryomyces hansenii CBS767 is the source of this 927-nucleotide messenger RNA. RefSeq lists its product as uncharacterized. NCBI's taxonomy places the organism in Eukaryota, Fungi, Ascomycota, Pichiomycetes, Serinales, Debaryomycetaceae. Bases 1 to 927 code for a protein of 308 amino acids. The record is from RefSeq and is a predicted model, not a curated record. The transcript has a single exon.